AUGGCGUCGACAGCCAUAUCUCUCCAACUCAGACCCAAACACAGGCCAUUUCGUAACCCUAACUUCCUUCACUACUUCUCAUCUUCAACACCAGACCCUAAUGCCGAACCCCAAAACCCCACCACUUCCACCUCCUCCUCCUCCUCCUCUUCAUCCCAAUCCCAAUCCCAAUCCCAAUCCCAAUCCCAAGCUUCUUUCUCUUCGUACUUUAGCGACGUCAAAGCCAGUCUCAAGCAUCAAUCCCCACCCCAACCACCUCGCAAACCAUUUUCUCUCUCCUCCCCCUCGAAUCCUCCGCAAGCACCUCCUUCAAAAGUGGCGGCCUCUCUUGAAGAAAUCCGCAAGAACCUCUCCGAAUUCCGCCGCCGCUCCGCCGCUCCACUCCCGGACGACAAAUCCCAAUCAUCUUCUCAAUCCUCUCGACACAUCUCAUUCCAAGAACUCUACAAGCGCAAUGUCAUCUCCAAAGGCGAAGAUUCCAAUACCAAUGAAGCUAGCAAAGGCGGAGGGAAGCUCUCUUUCGACGCCAUUCGCGAGAGCUUACGUCAUCUCCGAUCGCAGAAAAAUCAAGGGUCUGGAGGAAACACAACCAACGAUCCGAUGUCACUUUCGAGGUUCAAAGAGAGUUUUAGGCUAAGGCCAGUUGAUCCUAGUGUGAAGGAAUCGCCGGUGGUGAUUGGGGGGAGUGACAGGUUGCCCUCAUCGGUGUUUGGGAAGGAAAUGAGGGAGAAAAAAGAGACGGAGGUGACGGCGAUGACGACAGAGUUUUUGAGGAUGUAUAGUUAUGGGGAUUUGGGACAGAAGUUGAGGAUGCUGAGGCCAGAGGUGGCAAAGAAAGAGACGCAGAAGAAUUGGUUUUCGUUGGCGGAGUUGAACGAGAGGCUAAUGAAGUUGAGGGAGAUUGAGGAGAAAGAGUCGGAAUCGAGGAUUGGCGGGAUUUCAUUUAAGGAGUUGAGGGAGAGUCUGGCGAAGCUGCAGAUUUCGGAUGCUGAGAAGGCAAGGAAGACUUCGAUGGAGAGACUUAAUGUCUUGGGAACUGCAAGCUUCAUGUUGGCACCUCCAAAGGAACAUUUAGUCGAAAAGUAUUUCCAUCCAGAUAACAUGUCGUCUUCAGAGAAAAUGAAACUCGAGCUUAAGAAAGUCAGAGAUGAAUUAAAGAUGUCAGAAUCAGAUUGUGGAUCUUUUCGUGUUCAAGUGGCCCAACUCACAACAAAGAUCAAGCAUCUAUCUACAGCUCUACACAAAAAGGAUAAGCAUUCUCGGAAGGGUCUUAUAGCCAUGGUUCAGAGGAGGAAGAAGUUACUAAAAUAUCUCCGAAGAACUGACUGGGACUCCUACUGCCUUGUUCUCUCUAAAUUUGGUCUACGGGACAAUCCAGAUUAUAAGAAUUAGACAAGCAUGUACCAAUGUCAGUUUUGUUUGCAAAUGAAAUUGCUAUGUUUUCAUUCAUUUUGUGAAAGAUGGAUUGGACUUUCUUAAUAUGUUUCUUUCCCUUUCCCUUCCCCUUUCUUUGUGAAAUGUUAGAUGUCGUCAUGGAACAUGAAUGUUCAAAUUUAGAUCAUAUAAAAGAGCAACCGGGGUCAGAGAUUUAUGGAUUGCCUGAGGCGCUGGUUAGUUAUUGGAUUUGUUCAAUUGUAUAUUUUGUUCUGAU
Molecule: messenger RNA, 1651 nt
Organism: Ilex paraguariensis (yerba mate)
Lineage: Eukaryota; Viridiplantae; Streptophyta; Magnoliopsida; Aquifoliales; Aquifoliaceae
Source: the annotation of a GenBank genome assembly